GAAAUUCAACAAGAAACUGAUAUCCCUGAAAGAGAACUGGUUAGAGCCCUACAGUCCCUUGCCUGUGGCAAGCCAACACAACGUGUUCUCACAAAAGAGCCCAAAUCAAAAGAAAUAGAAAAUGGUCAUAUAUUUACAGUGAAUGAUCAGUUCACAUCUAAACUACACAGAGUCAAGAUUCAGACGGUUGCUGCCAAACAAGGAGAAUCUGAUCCAGAAAGGAAAGAAACAAGGCAGAAAGUAGAUGAUGACAGAAAACAUGAGAUAGAAGCUGCUAUAGUUCGGAUAAUGAAAUCUAGGAAGAAGAUGCAGCACAACGUGCUAGUAGCAGAGGUAACUCAGCAGCUGAAGGCCCGAUUCCUACCAAGUCCAGUUGUUAUUAAAAAACGUAUUGAAGGACUUAUUGAGAGAGAGUAUUUGGCACGAACACCUGAGGACCGCAAAGUGUACACUUACGUAGCAUAAAAUGCGCUCAGAAAGUUUGAUUUACUCUUGGACUGUACUCUUCGCAUGAACUGGGAAGUUCUUUUAAAUCAUUAAUAUUAAGACGACCAUCUCUUCUAUUAAAUUACAAUACAUGUUCUAGACCAUUCAGAUCAAGCCUUUUACUCCUUUUGAGAGUUUUCAACAUCAAUUGAUUGAGCUUCAGGCUUUUCAACGUUAUCCCUGUAGAGAUCAUCCUUACAAUUCUUCGGGAAAAUGUGAAUGUGCCGCGUUUGUUUUCAAUACUGUAUGAAAACAGGAAAAGGAAAAAAAAAAUAAAAACAAAUUUAGAAAAUACAGCUCAUUUAAAAAAAUAAAAUUGUUGGAAUUUCAUUUCCCCA
Merops nubicus (carmine bee-eater) is the source of this 824-nucleotide messenger RNA. It is a transcript of the gene CUL3, whose product is annotated as cullin 3. The record is from RefSeq and is a predicted model, not a curated record. Gene Ontology annotation, cellular component: Cul3-RING ubiquitin ligase complex. Gene Ontology annotation, molecular function: ubiquitin protein ligase binding. NCBI's taxonomy places the organism in Eukaryota, Metazoa, Chordata, Aves, Coraciiformes, Meropidae. The transcript is spliced from 3 exons. Gene Ontology annotation, biological process: protein ubiquitination; ubiquitin-dependent protein catabolic process. The annotation marks the transcript as partial.